This is a messenger RNA of Drosophila eugracilis, 1060 nucleotides long. RefSeq names its product myb/SANT-like DNA-binding domain-containing protein 4. The coding region runs from base 103 to 849 and encodes 248 amino acids. The record is from RefSeq and is a predicted model, not a curated record. The transcript is spliced from 2 exons. Lineage: Eukaryota; Metazoa; Arthropoda; Insecta; Diptera; Drosophilidae.
UCCCUGCGAAGAUAACAAUGAGGUGGUAGCACCUGUCUACAUCUAACUGCUGACCUUUGUUUACCAAAAUUAUUAAUUUUAUAUUUACUAACGAAAACUAAAAUGAAUGGAAUUAGUAAAAGAACUCGCUUGAAAAACUUCACAGUGAGUGAGGAAAAGAUUUUAAAUAACCUGAUUCUAGUGCAUCAAGAUGUAAUCGAAAGCAAAGAGACUGGUUCGAUUAUAUGGGGCAAAAAAGCUGAGGCGUGGAAGGAAAUUGCAGCGGAUUUUGCUCUUCAAUCGGGUAUGGAGCGCCCAUGGCAGGCUCUACGGGAAAAAUAUACCAAUAACCAGCGAUUAAAACGACGAAAAACCCCAAGUGAAAACGGUGAUGAUGAUAUACAGCGAAUUGAACAUAAGCUGUCCAUUUCAGCAGUUUCAUCGCUGGCCGAGGCUGCUAGAGAUGAAGAAAGUAGCAUUGACUUGCAUUCAGAAUACAACAGCAUGCACACGCCUAGUGAAAUAAAAUUUGAGCCGGAGACAUGCAAUAAUUUUGUUAACAAUAUCAGAGUUGACCAUAAAAUGGAAGACUAUUCCUCCACAAACGUCCUGAUGGGUGAAAAGCUAGCUCUUCUUAAGCUGCAGCAGAAGUAUUAUCGUUCUGAAAACUCCAGAGCAGUCGAAAAACAUAUUUUUGAGAUGGAAGUGCAGAAAAUUCAACUGGCACAAAGAAAACUCGAAAUGGAGAAGUACAAUUUAGAUAUAGAAAAGGUGAAAGUGGAAAUUGCAAAUAUGCAUUUGCAGAACAAACUUCUCGAAAUACAAAUUCAGGAAAAGGAAGGAAAUAUCAAUGGAAAGUAUUCGAAGUAACUCCUAAACUAGUCACAGUUAAUUUUACAUCACACAAGAUAUUAAAGAAUAGUAAAAUUGAUGAUAAUAACUAUUCAUUAUUGUUCAACAAAGGAGUAUUUAAAGGUUGUAUUUAAAUUUGUAUGUUAGUUUACUAUAUUCGCUAAUUUUUUUCAUUAUUUAACACGUUAAGCUGAAUAAAGUGACUACACAUCAUUGUCCUUAAGACUUA